CACGGAUCAGAGAACAUGCAGACCGCGUAACCCAUUGCUGUCCAUCACUCUCGACGACUUGCAACUUGCUCCUUGACGUCAUUGACACCAAUGAGCCUAUAUGGCUCACAGACCUGACACAACAGCGCCUUUAUCAAGUGCCUUUACUCAAAUUUCUGCGACGCUCACCACAUUGGACAAGCUACUCUCAUCCGUGCUCCCACUUCCCGCGAAUCCAUGCAUUCUCUACGCGACAUACUCACUGUCUGGAACAGCACCUCACUACGAUGUGCUAGAGUCUGCACGGAGACAACUUGUUUCACGAAAUCAGGUUUCUACCUUUCAAGACUCAAUCCUUCCCUAUGUUCACAUCGAUCGGGAUGUGUCUACCUUUCAUGCGUUCAUUGUGGCAUCCGACGAGGAAGUCGACAGCUCUCUGUCUGUUCUGAAACAGCUCAGAUUCGAUGAUCUGAUAAUAUCAGAAACUUCGUCCUUCACACCGCAUGAGCUUUAUCCAUGCAGUCUGGCAUGUGCAGACAGUCGUAACCCAUGCGCAUCGUGUACCGAUCCUCCAUUCAUAUCUACUGCCCGCCUCCUUCCAAGGAAGCCACUCCGACAAAUAUACGCUCGAUUUAUUGAUGCUGUCCGGACACGUCUCAUAGACUCCGUUGUUAACGCAUCAUUGACUUCCGCUCUUCGUUUCCGUAAUGGCUUCCUGCUCAUAUCCAAUGCAAUAUCCGACGAGUGGGGCGCAGACUGGGAUCAUCAUGCGCAAUUGCGCCCGCUCGUCCACUGCCACCUGGAUCUCCACCUCGCGUCCAAUCGACUUGAAGUUCACUCCCACUUUCGGCCCCUCCCACACGUCCCCCUUCCCGCACUCCUCCCCCUCCCACCUGGUACACCACUCAUCCUUCUUCCUACUGGCGUCCCUGCCUUCCUCCUCGCCAAUUACUCAGGUCCUACUGCCUCCCUUGCCAUCCAAUUUACUCGAUCUCUUGCACCGCACCCCCUCCCGCGCCCCAAAGACCCUCAAUAUAUCAUCGCAUGGCUUGCGGUGCAAAAUAAGCAGGGCGAAGACAAGGGUACACCAAUAAUCUGGCCCACAGCCCUAUGUCUGGUUUCAAAUUCAUCAUCACGCAAGCCACUGUCACAUAUUCCAGAACUACCUGCGCAGCUUCAGCCUUCCCCGCCUCCACCACCUCCACCAUCAAUCAAUGUCGGGACACCCCGUGUAGACACGCCGAGCACACCGUUAAGGGUAUUAACGAAUCACCCUUUAACACGUCGCCCCGCCACGGCUUCUCCAUCCCCCCUCAGGGCUCUCCACGCGUUAACCCUUUCACACACUACCAGCCUGCAGAAUGUCGCAUCAGAGAUAGGCGGUUAUGUCGAGUCUGUCGUGCGUGAGCGAGACCGGGAACGGGAACGAAUUCGCAGGGAGCGCGAAGCGAUGGCAUCAGUAUCUGCCUCGCCGCAGGUCACACCGGCUGCAGCUAUAGUCUCUACCGUCCCCACCCCAGCACCCGACACAAAUCUUCCGCAUCCACCCCCUCCAGUACCCACUGAACAACCACAUAUUCAUCCGAGUGUCUUCUAUCCUUCUCCUGUAACUGCAGUUGAUCCCCCUGCUCCUCCCGGGCCCCCCUCUGGGUCUGAACCUCCAACACCGUUGCCGCAGACAAACCUUGUACCUGUCCCCACUUCAUUUGACCCGUUCAACACGAUGGACUCUACCUGGUCACAACCCGCAUCUGACUUUAUGGACUAUGAUAUGGAUCCUGCUGGUCAGCGUCGUCUCGAUGUAGACUUUGCAGACUACGAUACUUUCACGUUCACUGACGAUGACUUCAGUUUCUUUGAUCGUCCCUCGCGCCCAUCGGAUUCUGCGCCCGCACCACUUGCACUCUCACCAAGCAUAUUUGGUGUUGCAGAUGUUGGUGUGUCCUUUACCCAUGCAGUAGGCACUCAGCUCUCUCCAGAUGUUCCAACGUUCACUCCAGCACCCGCACCCGCUCUCCCCUCUCCGACUGCCUCACACUCAGCGCCUUCUACACCUCAUGUGAAGGUCACGCACCCGCCCUCCCAAUUCGCUCGUACCUUCGACCCCAUCGCUUUCGCUCCCUCUCACAGUCUUGCGGAUGCCAAGUACUCCUCCGCUGGAAAGUUUGCUCUCCCCAGUCCGCCAGAUGAAGAGGACCGCACCUCACCCUUGCCUACCUUGCGUUCACAGAACCACAGUACAGCUUCCGUUGCUGAUCUGCGUGCGCGGUACAGCGUCGCAACAGACCCGCGCAUCAGCGUCGUACGUCAACUUAUCGGCGUCAAACGCAAGUCCAAGUCACUCGAUCAUGGAAGAGCGCGAUGCCGGCAAUUCCUCCUGUCCUCGUAUGAUGACAGCGUCGUCCACGAAGAAAUAAUUCCUUCCCUAGAGGACGACGAAAAGUCUGAGGCUGUUUCUGAAGACGACGCAGAUAUGGACGACGAACGUGAGCGCUCAACCACCCCACCUCCAUCAUACCUCCCUUUAGGUCCCAUGCUCCUUCACACACAGUUCCACCACGCGCUUCUCCUUCCACUCUGCCAACCUCUUCGCCCGCCAGGAUCGGCAGUUGCGCCCAUGAGCCUGGUGCUUCCACCACCUGUGGCUGCCCACACACCAGUCUCUCCUGCUGCAUCGUUGGAGAAAAUUAACCAGGAGGUGGCAGCGGCAGGCGCAGUACUUGCGCGGGAGGUCGUUGAAAAUUCUGUUUGGGCCCGCGCUUGGGGUUGUCGAUAUACUACAGAGGGUGAACAGGUUUGGCCCAGCGACAUACAAGAACUGGCGGACAUUCUAAAACGUGUGGAUGUCCUUGACGGACCAGUAGAACUAAUGACCAUGUUUUCAUCCGAUGGUGUACCCGUCGGGGAAAAGGUUCACCUUCAAAGACUAGACCCACCCAUGUUUUCAGUGGGCAAGUCGGGUUGUGUCGUGCAAGUAUUACCGUCAGCAUUGCGCUUCUGGGAGAAGCUGGGCCUCACGCCUCACGGUGGUAAAAGAGAUGUUGUCGCUUUUGUGUUUCUCGAAGAAGGUGGCCUGGAAAAGCAGCAUCAAGCUGAAGCUUGGUUGAACAAGAUGUCUGCGGAAUACAGUGCCAAGCAGCUUGGUUCUUUCACUCCUGGGAGCAGCACGAUGUGCUCAGCGGACGGAGUCAUGCCUCUGAGGCUAGAGAAUUUGAGAAAGUCCAUAAGGUCCUUUCUGCAGUGCUUGGAGUCAAGCAAUGACCUUGUCUUCUAUAUAGCCAUCCCUGACCUAGCGAUUGGGCUUUCCUCACCCCUCCUGCGCGAAAUCUUUAGUUUUGUUAAGCAGACCCAAGCCAAGCGCUCUGAGGCUCCUAUUCUCUUUCAGUUUGUCCCUGAGCACCUAAUUUCCUCCUCGGAGAGCCCUUCCAGUGAAAACUCGGAGAUCGAUGCCCUCUGUUACGCCACCUACCGACGAAUGCUCAAACCCGUCGAGCGCUCCAUGUCUAGAAGAUUUUCUGACAAGAGCGAAACAGUUGCAUAUUUCCAGGAGCAGCCCUUUGUUCUGGCCCGCCCCUCGAGUACUGUCCACUUCGCACAAACAACUCCAGCUCGGUCCCUUGACGUCAUGGAUCGGCACACGUUCCUUCACGUUGGCUACCGAUUUUCCGCCUGUGGAAAAUGGUUAUUCGCUGCGUGUGUUGACCAGCGUGGGGAAACUUAUGAUCUCGGGACAUGGCUGAUACAGGACGAAAUAGAGACAUCGGCAGUGGUGCAAGUCUGGAAUUUUGCGUUGCAAUUCGCGAAGAGAGCUAAUGUUGAGUGGCGGAUUGUCAUUGCGAAACUAGGGUCCAUGACUGUCAGCGAAUUGGAAGGAUGGAACGUUCACCUGGCCGCUGCCGUCCCCUUGUGCAACGACUUGCCCCCUUUUCAUGUCAGCUUGCUUUCCGUGGAGCAAAAUUUGUGCUGGCCUAUCCUAUCACACCUUAAUGAAACUUCGGGCUUGGCGGCAUCCAGACGGGCACCUGCGAAGGAUUCCAAAUCUAUUUACGUGGACACUGCUGCCCCUGCCUACACCAUAUAUCCCUCUACACGAAUUCCCCUUGCCUCGCGCUCUUUUCAGGAACAGGUAGAUUUGACAUUCAUCCCAGACAACGACGGCACUACCUCUGAUACAUCAACCAUCCUCCCAAUAUCUACAUCCAUCCUCAUUCGGUCUCCGUCCACUCGCACGGCUUCUACCCAAUCUUCCAUCUACAUACACCAUCUCCAUGCACUUCAUACUCCUGGUUCUUCCCUCUCAAUUUCAGAUGAUACCAUGCGCAAGGAUAUCACACUCAAUUUUUAUGAAUUGUCUGUUCUUGCAGGCGCGAUGUUAGGCUUCCAAGAAUACCCCUUACUGCCUUUUCAUCUUGCUGCACUCGAAGCCAUGCAUCAUUCUCUCAGACAGGAAGACAUCAGCUGAGGCUUUGCUUCAGUCCCUCACUUGUCUUUUUUUUUGGAUUUCUAACAAGUAGAUUUGUCGCUAUCUUGCUUUUUUGGUAACUACCCUACAGCUGUUACAUGUACCACACUAUUUUGGUGGUAGCCGGGGGCAUACCCUGUGUAUCCUUACUGCUUACGUUCCCU
Suillus fuscotomentosus is the source of this 4605-nucleotide messenger RNA. Its product is annotated as mediator complex subunit 13 C-terminal-domain-containing protein. Gene Ontology annotation, cellular component: mediator complex. The transcript is spliced from 7 exons. NCBI's taxonomy places the organism in Eukaryota, Fungi, Basidiomycota, Agaricomycetes, Boletales, Suillaceae. Gene Ontology annotation, molecular function: transcription coregulator activity. The coding region runs from base 101 to 4441 and encodes 1446 amino acids. The record is from RefSeq and is a predicted model, not a curated record. Gene Ontology annotation, biological process: regulation of transcription by RNA polymerase II.